Pocillopora meandrina is the source of this 2487-nucleotide messenger RNA. The record is from the annotation of a GenBank genome assembly. Lineage: Eukaryota; Metazoa; Cnidaria; Anthozoa; Scleractinia; Pocilloporidae.
UAUGGACCAAAUUUCAACAAUGUGUCAGAUCGAACGUGUGAUCUAAUCAUUUGAUUGAAAGAAAGCUGCCAUUAAACCAUUCUAAGACGUGACGACAAAAAAACUUAAAACAAAACAAACAUUGAAAAUCUGCAAUAUCAACGGUUAUAUGGACAAAGCGGAAGUCUUUCGAGUUGGGUUGCGACCCGGAUGUAAUUAAACUGAAACGUCGUGGACGUUUUUUACAAGCAAAAAAUGUAAAGUGUCUAGUCAAAUGCGAGCUAUUUUUUACUUUAAAUCUUCCGGUCCAUCGUGUAUAAAAGCCUGUGAGUAGUAAAAAGGACUUUCAUUUCAAAUUACCUGCUAGUCAGAACAAGAGUUCCUGCCAUCCUAAAGGUAUUUAUGAUUCCUUGCUGUGCGUGUAGAUUUAGUGGAAAGGUUUUUUUUAUGUUGUCAAUGUUCAUUGAUUACUUAACGCGCUUAAAUGGAACAUGUUAAGUUACACAAUGCAAUAACAAGAGGAAACUACAGCUAUAAUUCUCAUCGUUUCAAUAUUCUUGUGUUAUAAACGAAACAAUUAAUCAAGUAAGUGCAAUGCCAGAGAUCACGAUGCGAGCUCAACUUUUGAUGCUAACUAGCGUAAAUUUCUCGGGCAAUCAGUUAUUUAGCAGUCUUGAUUUUCUGCCUUCGUUUAGUGAAAGCAUCCUCAGGAUUUGGCAGCGAACCAGAUUGACUCCUCUGCACUAACGACGAAAACACUCCAAUCUACGGUGUUUAAUUUCCUUUUAUUCGAUGGUAAUUACUUUUUUAUUGGUUUUUACAUUCAGCUUUCUUUCUAGGGGAGAAUCUUUCAAAGUAGACUCAGCCUUACGCAUCAAGAAAGAUGACUGAAAACAUGAAUAAUGGGUUGACAUUUCGUGCUUGGUCUUUGAGUCGACAAAAAUACUUGGUCUUAACUGAAGAUGGUGGAGAGAAGACUCCUAAAAUCAGAGCAACAGGCGAUGAUGAAGGAAAAGAAAGUAGGUGUAACUGUUCCUUAAUUUCGUGUUGGUUUUAAUUGGUUACAAAUUGAUAAACUUUGAAAUACCUUGCAGACGGUCCGACCUUUCUGAAAGAGUGGAGGUGAUGUUCACCGCCUUAGCCAUGGUAAAAACUCUUACAACACAGCGGCUAGGCCAAUAAAUGUGUUCGAACUAAAUUAUCUCAUAGAUGACACAGGUUUUAGAACUGAAUAUCAUUUUUUUUCAGGUCAAUUCACAAUGGUACUGAAUACCGCAAACCUAACUUUUAACGAAAAUUCCGCCCACUUAGUGUUUACAGCACAGGACGGUCAGAAUUAUGCUUUGAUUGCCGACUUAAAAAAUGGGACUGUUUCGUUUACGGUCAGUAUAAACACAUGUAACUUUAAAGGAAACCAAGGUGAAAUUAACGAAUGUUUAUCUAACUCCGAUUUCAUUAAAAGCGACUCAUUAGUGUGAGAGAUCGGUUAAGUGCGUGUGCGGGCCUGAAAGAAAUUAAACUAGUUACAAAAAGGGCGCCGCUUCAAGUACACUUACAAAGAUACUUUGAAUUUCAAUGCACUGUAUUAAGUUCAGAUCGCAAGUCCAAUGAAGAUAAUCUUGUAGUGUUUAUGAAAAUAAGAUAAAUAUCGAGUUUGGUACAAAACAUAAAGUUUCGAAGCUUGGUAAUGAUUUUGAUAAAACGAAUUUGCAAACUUUCGUAUCCUCUAUCGUUUUGCAUUUUUCGUAACUUUGUACAUGGGCCUUUUUUUGAAACAGAAAUCAAGAAGAAACAACUAUUUCUGUAUUGGUUAAAAAUAGAAAACUGAGUAGAGAAGCUGCAUUGAUGUUUUACGGAAACUUGCCAAAUUAAACAAACUUUUCCGUGAAAGAGAAACUUCUGUUCAAACCAGAUAGCACUUUUAGUUCACUGAGGUGGUUCUUUUACAUAUUUAAGGUGUUCCACUUCAGCCUCAAAGCAUUCUGUAAAAAAACUGCUCUAAAAAACUAUGAUUUUUUAAAAAUUAAAAAUGUUCUUUCCUUCACACAGAAGUACGAAAAAUCUUCAGAACGUAUUGGAGCCUUCGUUAAGGAGUCGUUGGGUGAGCAAGGACCAACCUAUGCUCUUAGGGUUGCACAGAGUCAGAGUUGCAUUGCUGCCAACAAAGAUGGCUUUCUGUCGCUGAGACCAUUUGAGCGGAUUUAUCCUCAUCCAGACACCAUUUUUGUUCUAUCUAAAGUUUAAACAGAUAAAGCAAUGGUUAGGUCGAAACUGAGUUGAUGCCAUUCGUAAUAAGACAAUAGGGACGCUUUUUGGCUUUCAAUGUUUUUGGCAUUCAGUGUUUUUGGCUUUAGUGCUUUUGGCUUUCAGUGUUUUUGGCACUAAAAAGAAUCUCAUCUCAAUAAAUGAUAGCGAACUUGUUGUAUUGUUUCUAGAAACCAUUACUCUCUUUGUGUCCUCUAUGAGGCAGCAUAAGUAACUGUUUGUAACAGCAAAUAAAAGACUGAA